Acromyrmex echinatior (Panamanian leafcutter ant) is the source of this 5990-nucleotide messenger RNA. Its product is annotated as cilia- and flagella-associated protein 100. The record is from RefSeq and is a predicted model, not a curated record. NCBI's taxonomy places the organism in Eukaryota, Metazoa, Arthropoda, Insecta, Hymenoptera, Formicidae.
UUUUUAUCGGGAGAUCUGUGAGACAAAAAUAUAUACAUAGCUUAUUGAACGCAGCUCUACAUCCAGAAGAACGCAAAGCGCAUGUCAAACAAAUUAGAUCUCUCCGUUCGGUGUGAUUCGAUGGCUUUCACGAUAGUUACUGUGAAUUUUUAUGUGCUUUUAAUUCAGAUUAAUGAAAAAUAAAACGCGGAAGAUGAACUUUUCCGAGUUGCGCGAAGCCGGCCAAAGAAUCCAUCAGCUGACGGCACGCAAGAAAUUACGCGUAACGCAUGGGACCGAAUCAACUUUUAACAGUGAUCGCAAUUUUUCAAGAAUACGACGUUAUUGGACUAAUUAUAAAUUACUAAAUGAAGAUGAAAAUGUAAAGGAGCAACAAUCACCUUUUGUUUUUCCUUCUUGUUCCCAAACCUUGUCCUAUCUUCAAUGGUGGAAAAUGCAAAAAAAGAAAGCGAUAUCCAAACGCGACAGAAAAGUCUAUAAGGAUCGACAUAAAAUUUUGCAACCUCGUAAUAUUUUACAUGUUGAAAUAGAAGCAGAAAAAUACAAAAAGUUGGAUAAAGUGAUUGCCAUGACGGAUGUAAAUCCACAGUAUUUUACAGAAUUAGCCGGUAGACCUGUGAAAGAAAAGUUUUUAUUAAAAGAGUAUAUCCAAGAUAUAAGAGAGAUAUUAAAAACAAAACUUCUCAUUGGUCAAGAAAAAGAUGAUUGUAUUCGUAUCGAUCAACAAUUUGAGCAAGAAACACAACGAUUACGACAAAUCCAGCAUCGUUGUCAGCGAUAUGUAAGCGACUUCGACGAAUUCUUAUCGAAAGAUCAUGAAAAAAGUAUGCAAAUGCUGAAGAAAGCGGAAUGGGAAGUGAAAUUGACGGAAAAGACUGGCACUCGGAAGAAUGAGUUUGCGAGACAAUUGGGUCAUAUUAGGUUGGAAAUUUAUGUCUUGGAAGAACAGUGGAGAUUAGUAAAAAUGUGCCAGAUGUUCCUUUAUUGCGUGUCACCUGUCGCUUGGAGGACCAAGUAUGAAGCAGAACGGGGCAUUAUCUCAGUCGAUACUCCAUCGAUAGACCUGUUUAACAGAUACAAAACACUAGAUGAAACCGUACCCUUGGAGAAAUUGAUAGAAUUAUUUGAACAGGACAUCACUGAUGCCGGCCCGACCGUAUUGUACUUCGAGGAUCCAUUCGAUUUAAUUCGCAUCUUCCGGGCAAUGGAGACACAGAAUUUAAAUGCACUCGUAUAUCUCGAAUCUCUCGCUGCCCCGAUAGCAGAUUUGAUCAUGACAAUCGCUGCGACUGAAGCGCAAAUCAAACAAGAGAUCAACGAAAUUACUUCAAUGAUCAAUGACUUAGAAAAUUUCAUCAUUGAGGCAGAAAAUAGAGCAGUAAAUCUCGAGGAAUACGCUAAUUAUCUUCUCCGAGAUGUUUUUCGAUAUCUUGUCUGUUCUGAAGAAGUACUCUAUCUUCGCGUUUUCGUAGAAGAUGCCUAUGAGAGUUGCAUAGGUCCGAAUGACGCGAAUCUUGAUAGUUUUUCGAUGAUGACAUGGAUUGAAAAAUUGCACGAGGAGCUUAAUCUCCAGCUGGAUAAUCUGCCGCGCGAAAUUGUUCGUGCUUGUGAACGGGAAGGAUUCCGUCAAGAGAUGAAGAUUAUAAAGGAUGCGGAGGACGCCGCAAAAAAGUUCGAACUAAUGCAUCGACUAUUGGAAGCUCUGAAGCGGGUUAUGGAAUUACCUGUAAGCAAAAAACGGCCAUUAAUUCGGCGUUCAGUACCGAUUAUAAUCAAGAUGAAGCCGCCAUUACGUUUAUCGAAACCGACGGAUGAGGAACUCCAAUAUCUCACCUUCUUCACCGAUUACUGCAGAGUACACGAUGACUUCGUCACAUAUCGUUCCAAGUUUCCAGAUGAUUUCGAUUUGACAUUCAAGAGCAAACAAGAUGAUAUCAAAAACAAAACGAUACUUAAUGAUACAUCUUCGAAUCAAAAGGAAAAGGAGAAAGAGGAGGAAGAGGAAUAAGCAGAAGAAAAGAGAAAAUGAAUAUACUAUUGAAAACGUAACAGAAUCAGCACAUUUAUUUGAAAAUUUCUCGUGCGUAUAUAUCCGAAAGGAUUCUAUCAGUCUAAUGCGCUACGCAUUGUCGAUUACUUAGCGCUAUUAAUAAUUAAUAUGUAUACAUAAAUAGGCGAUUUAACGAUCAAUGUUGAAGCACAAGAUAAAAUAUUCAGAGAUAAUAAAACACAACAAGAGGCAACUACAGCGUACAAUAGAAUUCGGGACGAUAGUCGAUAUAAAAACAACAAUCAUGCUUGAUAUCUUGAUUACAAAGCGCCAAUUUAUACAUUCCUUCUUAUAAACUUUAUAAGAAGACUGCGAUAUACACUUUACCUUCAAGUAUCUCUUUUUCUUUUUACACACGAGCAACUUUUUUAAAUAAAAUCUCUAUUACUAGAGGUCACACACAGAAUGGACCGAAAGUCUGGACAGUCGAAUAUCUUAUAAAAAAAAAGUAUUUUUGAGAAAAAUGUUUCAUAAGCUUGUAAAAUUUGAACAUCAAAGAGACUUAUUUGAUCUCGAGUGUAUGGAUAAGUUCUCAAAGUCAACUUUAAUUUUGAAAGUAAACGUCCGCUUUUUCAAUUAGCUGAUGUCGAGAUCUUUUUACUGCCUUUAAUUAAUAGGUCAAAUCUAAGUAGAAUCGUAAGGCUCGCAAUUUAUUCCUGUAAAAAUUUAUGACUAGUAAUUUUAGGCACUGUAAAACGUACCAUUAUUCAUGAUCUACGAUUUCUCGUAAAUUUUAUGCAAGAAGUUAUGUAAAGUCUGUCUGUAAAGAUACUGGAUAAAGUUACAAGCCAUGUUUGUAAGUACUUACAAGUGACGAGAACAUGAAUCUUACGAUUUAAUUUAGAAUUGACCCGUCAGUCUUUUUUGAGAUAUGAGUUGACAAAGUUCAGGUACCGCCAAUAUUAUUAUAACAUUAUUCGAGAUGUUCGAUCAUAACUCAAACCUCUUAAAUGUUGUUCGAAGAUUUUGAUAACGUUUGUCAAAAUCAAGACCAUUGAAAGUUAUUUCUCAAAUUUUCAUUUUUAACAUAAAAAUGAAAAUAAGAGAAACAAUCUGCAAUAAUCUUGACUUCCAGACUUUUGGCUCAUAUUGUUACACACACACACACACACACGCGCGCGCGCGCAUGUAUGUAUAUAUUUAUACAUAUGUGCGUUAUGUGUGUGCGCAUGUGUAUGUAUGUGUAGUGUCCCAGAAAAAGUAUAGGUCCUUUCACUGGCAGAUUUUGUAGAACAACAUUCUAAAUGAAAAAUCUUAUACAAAAAUAUUGAGACUAUACUUUUUAAAUUAUAAACGAUUAAAGUUGGCUAAUUGUUUUUUUCAACAUAAUUUUUACAAUUAACCCCUUUUUUUUAUCUUUUGAUACUGCGUCGCAAUUGUCAAACAAAUAUGUAUCAACAAUUUAUUAUAUAUGAAUACAUUAAAAUUGAAUUAAUAUUUGACAUUUUUUUUUAUUAUUUCCUAUUUGAAUUUUACAUGUAGGAUAAAAGCAGAGAAUGUGGAAUAGAUUGCUAAUAUGGAAUGGUGGCUUAUUUUCUAAAGCAUUGCAAUUUAGCGGUAAUCGCUGUAAGUUGUGGCAAUUGCUACCAAACAUAUCAUAACAAGUAAUGAGCAAAAAAUGUUGCGAGCCCGACAAAAUAAUGUUUCAUCACAAUAAACAUUUAUUUAUUUUCAUUGCAUUAGGAAUCUAAAACGUCGGCAUCUUUAAAAACGAUGUUUUCACAAACUGAAGGGAAGUUUGUUGAUGUUUAUAUUUAGGGAUGCACCGGAUAUCCGAAAAAUAUCCAGUAUCUGAUAUUAUCCGGCACUUUUUUACUAUCCGACCGAAUAAUCGGAUAUCAUUAGUAUUCGGCAAUAUAUCCGGUAGAAAUUUUAUAUCAUUAAAUUGUUGAUUUUUUUAUUAUACAAAUGUAUAGAAAUAAGUAUAGAUAUUCAUAAUGCUAUAACAUCUUAUACAUUGUUACAAUUUUUUUCUCUACAAUAUCUGUUUUUUUUUAGGAGACAUUUUCUCGGAAUUCGAUCGGAUAUCCGGAAAAUAUCGGAUGUUCGACUCGAAGAAAUUGCCUUCUCGGAUAUCUGAUGUUAUAUUUUAUCUGGUAAUUUUACGAUUCGAUGCAUCCCUACUUAUAUUACAUAGACGAUUUUUCAUAAUGUAUGUAUAAUAUUAUGCAGACAAAUUAUGAUUUCUAACUUUUUUAUUACUACAAAAAGACUUUCUUUAUCAUGUGACGACAUGCAGAUAAUGUGGAAUGAGGGUUGAGAAUAUGAGAUAGAUUCCAUAUUAGCAACUUAUAUCAGGGAAGUUAAGUUAUAGGAUUCCAUAUCAGCUUAUUUGCUAGUUUAUCCAAUCAUGCUAUUAGAUUUUCUGUUAUUGUACAAUAAAAAAUGUGAACUAUCUUUAACUACUUUUCUUGAUCAAUUUACAUAAAUAAACAAAUUUAGACUUCAUUUAUUUGUUACUAUUACCUAAAUUCCACCGAUACUCCAUAUUAUAUCUCAUUUUUUAAACCUCUCAUUUUCACACUUUAUUUUUUUGUUAAUAUUGACGUUGGACUUAAAUUUUGGUGAUUUUCAUUUAUUGGAUAUUGUAGCUAAUAUAUUCCUCAAGAAUGCUGUGUAAAUUUAAUGUUUUCAUAUGCAUUUAUAUCGGAACAAUGUUAAAGGGAGGUUCUACUUUGAAGGGCAAAAAAAUCGAUUUUUUUACAUUAUUGGCAUCUCUGAAGUGUGUAGAAUAUGCCUGUAAAGGGAUUUUUUAAUAUUCAAAAUGUUAAAGCAAUUUAAAUAAUGUUAAAGCAUUUUUUUGACUUGUUAAAUCGGAUUUUGCAUCGAUCAAAAAUCAAGUGAGCUUAAUGAUAUUACGCGCAAAAACAAGCAAGAAUCGAAAGAAGAAAAGCUCAAAUGCAGCAAAAUUUGUUCUCUAAACAGAGGAGAAAUUGACUAUAGGCCAGGAAUUGCUUAUUAUAUAUAAGUUGCAAAAUAUUGUAGUUAAUUAAAAUCAUUAUCAUCAAAUAAAAUUUUAUUUUUUCGCAUUUUUCUCGCAUUCAAAUUGGUAAUGUACAGCUUCAACCCUCCGACUGAUUUGAUAUUUUUUCUCACGUAAACUAGACAAUUUUUAUGAACCUGGAAAUGUCAUAAAUUUUCCAAAAUAACUAUUUCUUUGAACAGGUUAAAAAUGAAAAAAAAUUCGUGAUAAUUGACACUUAAUUUCAAAUGGCUGCCAUUCUAUAAAUUUUUAAAUUUUUCAAAUGAAAUAAGUUUCAUGGCCCUACAAAUUUAAUAUAUUUUAAUAAUUUUAUUGAUUUUUUUGUCUCAGAUAAACUGUCAAUAGCCAGGAUUUGCCAUCAAUUGGCCAUGUACGCGCUGCACGUUCUGAUGCAUCUCUAUGCUACAGCCGCUAUUUUUUAUAUCUCUGAAAAAAAAUUAUUAUUUGUACGCUGAAAUAUGUAAAACAUAAUGCCAAAACAUUAUUUUGAUAUCUCGUUUCUUUCCUUACGAAAAAAUAUAUACAUUUUGGACCUCUAGAGUAGAGCCUCCUCUUAAUUUAAAAAAACACUAUUCCAUAUUCUCUGCUUUUAAUCCUACAACUUUUUUCAUAAAAUUAUCAAAGUACGGAAAUUAUAUAAUCAUUGUAGCAUUGCUAUUUUAAAGUGCUGUUAAUUUACACCAUUAGUUAUUUUAAAAUAAAAUUUUGAAAAUAAAUUUUCAGUUAAGCACUAGUAAGUGUAUCAGUUAUGUCAAUAUUUAAAAGCGAGUCAAUGUAUAAGAACAUCUUUGCAAUCGCGUACACGAUGUGUCUGAGCGUGAAAAUUUGAGAUGCUACAAUCGACGAAUUUUAUUCUUUUAUAAUUUGAAAGGUAUUACAGCUAUAUUUUCGUAUAAGACUUUUGUCUUAGAAUGUUCCACGGAAUCUGCCAGUAAAAGGAUUCGCACUCUUUUUGAA